CUUAAGGAACAAUGGAGAUUAAUCCGAGUGAAUCUGUGUUAUAUUUGAUGUUACUUUACCACAGUUGAACGAGGCGGCGGGAAUAACAACACGAUGUACACUCCUGUGUCAGACCGGGGAGGAGGCACUGCCAAUGCGUCAUAUUCCUCAGCCAGUGCAAGAGCAGCAGCAGCAGCCGCAGCACGGAGAAGAAGUACAGGACUGUUUAGUGGAACUGCCCAACGAUCACCUUAUACACCUGGUCGAUCAACACCACUGAACCGUUCCCUACAGACCUCACAGUUGUUGGAAGGAAGUGGUCAAUACUCUCUGGAGAGCUAUGGAGCAUCCUUGCCUGCUCUGGUCAUGGAAGCUCUCACAUUUGUUGAUCGUAAUGUGGAGAUGUCAGCAGUUUUGUCACAGUGUGGGUGGGCAUGGUUGGUGUGUGGCCGUCGCCUGUUAGUGUGGCGCUACAGAUUGGACGAUUCUCGACGCCUUGUCAACCACCAGUUCCGGGAGCUUACAUUACCACCAUCAGACCUCGCUCAUCGUGCUCAGCUUGUGGUUGUUUAUUCAGCUAAUGAAGGACAGGUACCAUCCUGUAUAGCUGCAUCUCCUGAGGGUUUUGUGCGAUAUUGGCCAAGUAUUGCUCAUGAAGGCUCCUACUUCGAAGUUAGCACAGAGCUCCAGGGUCAAGAGUGUGACAGUCUGGUAUUCCUUGGACCCGCUCUGGGCUGCCUUCUCGCAACAACCACAUCAACUACACUACUUAUCCAACCAGGUGGAGGUUCAGGUGGGAAUCAGACUAUCAAUGUACGACAGCUAAAGGUUCCAGCAGGUCUACUGGGGGGCAUCUCUCGCAGGGUGUCAUCGUUAGUGUUUGGGUCCAUGCCCAUCCAGGCUCCAGAGGCUCGGUUAGUGAGAGCAGUGGGAGUCCCUGGGGCAGAGAAUGACGAACGUGCAGUGCUGGUGCUCUCGGCUCACUCUCUGCAGAAGUGGUAUCUCAUACCUGGUGAACCUGACAAGCUGGUGUACGAGUGCAAUGUGGAGAAGUACAUACGAGAAGGCUUUGUUGACCAUGUGUGGGGUCGUGAGCGUGCAGGUGCGACACAGCUGCGGGUGUGGCUGGUGGAUAUGCAGCCCUCCUCUGGUGCUACAUCUGUUAUGGUCCUCACUGCUGCAGUCAACCCUCAAGUGUCACAGCAGCUGGUGUAUGCUCUUGCAACAAUGGAGACAGGGGGCAGUGCUCCUCCGUUGGCGGUGAGCAACUUCUCCGUGCUGAAACACUCCGAGUACUACCAGGAGUCUGCAGAGAACGUUUUACUGGCUCAGCGGUUCUUAUUGUGCACCAGUACGGCGUACAUCUACAACAAAAACACUGUUCUCUGUGUCUCAGCGGUAGGUGAGGGUGACAGUGGUGACCGCGUGGAGUUCUCUGGGGCAGGAGACAGCAUCCUCGGUGUGGGUCGCUCACAAGGCCUCCCUCUGUUUUUCUCUGCAAAUCAUGGCAUUGUGUCCAUAACUUCUAACCAGCAUCUUAACCAGUCAAGUGUGUUGAUGAAUGAGAGCAUGGCAGAGGACACGUCCAGGUUGUGUGAGGCCCUAAACAUCAGCAGUGUGGGCCUGGAGUCCAUCACCUCCAGCCAUGAUUACACCACCAGACUCCAGGCAGCCUUCCUACACUUCAACAAAAGCAACAUCCCACAAGCUCAGGCCCUUCUGGAUGAACUGUUUCCCGGGUCAGACAACACGAACCUCGACGGCACAGUGAUCCAGCUCUCGUCCAACCUGCUCAAUGACUCCCCAGCCACUGAUCCCAGGUGGGCCGAGAGUAACCAGGCUGGAGGGACGGGUGCGCCCAUGUCUCUCCUCAUACAGAACCAACUGAGGGACAAGACCACAGCCCAUCAGUAUUACAUAAAUUUUUUGCACCAGACAGGACUGUGGCAGCGCUUGAGUGUGGGAGUAGUAGACGAAACACGUGUCUUGACGCGCAUUGUACUGGCCGAACAUGGAGAGAGACUCGCCUUUGCUACAGCGUUACGUUCUAAACACAACGACCACCAACACCUCAUUGAUGCUGCUAUAAAACACGUUCUUACUGACCGUUACGAGUCCCCUAAGGGCAAGCUGACUCACGCUGACUUGUUUUAUCGUCGUGUGAGCCAGGUUGAGGACAUCAUCUGGGGUUUACUUCGAGCACAAGAGGAAGUGUUGGCAGCUGAUGUCGCCCCUCGAGAUCCUCCAGCUACAAUACACUCUGUCAACACACUUGUCCUCGCCUUGCUGCAAAGUGCUAGAUUUGUCUCUAGCAGCAUUUCCGGCAUUACGGGAGCCACCAAUGACCCACCUUUGGAACACAUCCCGUGGACAGCCUCUCAGGGGUCUCGUGGUGUACGGACGCUGCUACUGGAGCAACAUGGCACUACAGUUAAGAUUGGACUUGUGCGUGCAGAGGACGGUGCUACCAGGACUAAGCUUUAUACGCAGAUGGUUGAACUUGCUGAUGUUAUUCUUACUGGAUAUCAACCCCAGCUGCGGUCUCUGUCGGCUGUCAGUCUGGACUCGCACCAAGCCCUUACGAGUGCCUACGAGAGGGACCGCUACAAUCUUAUUCAACCGCUUGUACAAGGUGAACAGUAUGAUCAAGCGGUGGGCCUUGCUGAGAAAUACUGCGACUUCCGAACAUUGGUGGAAGUAUGUGACCGCACCAACAACCAGGAAAGACUCAGCCAGUACAUGACCCAGUUUGGAUCAGAUGGAUUCUCAGACUUUGUGUUCCGGUGGUACCUGGAGACCGGUAAACGAGGUCGUCUGCUGAGUCACGGUACUCAAGGAGAUCUGUCACGGUUCUUACAAGACUACACCUCUCUGGCCUGGCUCCACCAUAUUCAAACAAGGGAAUUCUCUGCUGCACAUUCAACACUACGUCAGCUGGCUCUUGAGGAGACGGCAUACCUCAGUAGGAAGAAGACUUUGUUAAGCUUAAGCAAGCUGUGUCGUCUUGCAUCCAGCAGUCCUGGGGCAACUGAGACAAGUGUGGAGGAUGAUGACACCAUGAACUUGGAAGAAGAACUCAUCCUUUACCAAGAACAGCUUCCAGAACCUGUCUUCAUUGCUAACUCCCUUGACCCAGACGCUAUGAGGGUCAUCCCUCCCGCUGAACUUGUUGAGUUGUACACAAGUGAAGACAAUGUUUAUGCCAAUGAAUAUGACUUCAAGAAGGCUUUGGAUCUGUUGGCAUUUGUACCCGUGGAGAAAGUCGGUGAGCUGAAGCAAGAGAUUUGGGUGCGAGCCGUGUUACGCAACUCCUGGCAACACAUGGAUACAGACAACCCCCUGGAGGCUAUCAGUGACACACUCCUGUUUAAAACCAUUGAAUUAGCAUUCAAUCAAGGGAGUGAAGUCCAUGAGCUGCUGGUGCCUUCAAAGGAACUACUGGAGUGCGACAAACUUGGUGAUCUCAAAACAGAUACCACUUUCAAAUUCCUAGUUAAUGCUGGCUAUGAAAAGAUAUCUCAACUUAUUAGCUAAACAAUGGACAUAAUUAUUCCUUAGUAUAAAAUGGGGGGGAGGGGAUUUGAAUUGGUGCUGAAGCCUUGUAUGAAAAUCUGAACUGGAGGAACUUUGAUGGUAGAUACAGUACAGAGUAUGUUUUUAAGGUAAAUUGUGAGUGUGGUUUGUAAAAAUUAGAUAUGUAUUACAGAAUCUGAAGCAUUAAAAAGAAAGUUUAUGGAAAAACAAAGUUAUGAUUUCACAAGCUACUUUUAAUUGCUUUAGUCACUCCGUGCUUUUUCUCAUGUGUGUAAUGAAAAUACUUCCUUACAUGUGACUACAGUAGGAUUUUGUACCUGAAACUUAAAAGGCAUUUCACUGCCAUUUGUAAGAACAUUAAUUUUUAUUCCCAUGAUUAUAAAUAUAAAUGUUUA
This is a messenger RNA of Homarus americanus (American lobster), 3908 nucleotides long. It is a transcript of the gene Nup133, whose product is annotated as nuclear pore complex protein Nup133-like. Gene Ontology annotation, biological process: poly(A)+ mRNA export from nucleus; transcription-dependent tethering of RNA polymerase II gene DNA at nuclear periphery; protein import into nucleus. Lineage: Eukaryota; Metazoa; Arthropoda; Malacostraca; Decapoda; Nephropidae. Gene Ontology annotation, molecular function: structural constituent of nuclear pore; protein binding. The coding region runs from base 94 to 3513 and encodes 1139 amino acids. Gene Ontology annotation, cellular component: nuclear pore outer ring. The record is from RefSeq and is a predicted model, not a curated record. The transcript is spliced from 21 exons.